Molecule: messenger RNA, 2820 nt
Organism: Electrophorus electricus (electric eel)
Lineage: Eukaryota; Metazoa; Chordata; Actinopteri; Gymnotiformes; Gymnotidae
Gene: meis1a
Product: Meis homeobox 1 a
Biological process (GO): regulation of DNA-templated transcription
Molecular function (GO): DNA binding
Source: RefSeq, a predicted model, not a curated record
UCCACUCGCCCAAUUCGUCGCCAGGUCGAAGACACGAUGUUGGAUUAAGAAUAUGUGACUUCAGUAACUGAAGACAGAAUGGCAUUUUUUUCUGAACUUUAAAAUAUUGCAAACACUCGGAGCGAUUUGAAGUUCUAAUAAGUGCACGAAGAAACGAUUCAUUAUUGCACACUUUAGCAGUCGAUAUUAAUACCUGUGAACGCGUCGGUGUGGACGGCUGGACUGUGGCUGGCAAAGAGGCGUAUUCCCAACAUUAGCAGCCUUCGGCGUCCGAGCCUCUAUCAGCCGUCUUUGCGCCGAACAAGAGUUCUUAGACGGAUUACAAUGUUAUUGUUUACAAUCAGCCUCUGACGCGCACGUCAGAUAUAUUUGGGAGUUCCUGAUGUGGUGUAAGAAGUUGCGUGUUUGUUCUUCUGCUAAACCGGCCUCCGAAUCCUGAAAGCUGGACUUGGUGAGAACACGGAGUCGGUGACAGCCUUCUCAUGGCGCAGCGGUACGAGGAGUUGGUCCAUUACGGUAUGGAUGGGCUCGGAAUUCCGUCUCCGAUGUACGGGGAUCCUCACGCGGCCCGAGCCAUGCAGGCGGUUCACGUGAACCCAGGCCAUCCGCUACACGCGCACCAGUACGCGCUCUCCACAGCUCCCGGUGUGGGCUCGCCCGUUAACGACGCAGUAAAACGCGACAAAGAUGCAAUUUAUGGACACCCGCUUUUCCCUCUACUUGCACUAGUUUUCGAGAAAUGUGAAUUAGCAACUUGUACUCCGAGAGAGAGCGGACUUGCGGGCGACGUGUGUUCCUCCGCGUCUUUUGAUGAAGAUAUUACAGUAUUCUCAAAACAGAUACGGGCAGAAAAACCCUACUUUUCGUCCAAUCCAGAUUUGGAUAAUUUGAUGGUGCAAUCCAUACAAGUUUUACGCUUUCAUCUUUUAGAAUUGGAAAAGGUUCACGAGCUUUGUGAUAAUUUCUGCCAUCGAUAUAUCAGCUGUUUGAAAGGGAAGAUGCCAAUCGACUUGGUUGUCGAUGAUCGAGAAGGGGGGUCCAAAUCUGACAGCGACGAAUUUACUCGAAGCUCCGGGCCUGUAGAUCAAGUGUGUUGGAGGGAAGAUGACUCCAUUUCAGUUCACUCCACGGAAGGUCCUGCACCCUGCAGUGGACGACCCAGUUCCCUCAACGGAGAUAACAGUAGUGAACAUGGUGACCUUCUGGACCACUGCGCUGCUUCACCAAGCACCGGAGAUGAUGAAGAUGCAGACAAGGACCGGAGGAACAGCAAGAAAAGGGGGAUUUUUCCUAAAGUGGCAACCAACAUCAUGCGAGCUUGGCUGUUUCAACACCUAACGCAUCCAUACCCGUCUGAGGAGCAAAAGAAGCAGCUAGCUCAGGACACAGGACUCACCAUCCUCCAGGUCAACAACUGGUUCAUCAAUGCCAGGAGAAGGAUUGUCCAGCCAAUGAUUGACCAGUCCAAUCGGGCGGUAGGUCACAGUGGACCGUAUACUCCUGAUGGCCAGCCAAUGGGAGGAUUCAUGUUGGACGGACAGGCUCACGUGGGCACCAGACAUCCAGGUUCGCUGGCUGGAAUGGGGAUGGACAGUCAGUGGCACUACAUGUAGCCAAAGCCCGGGCCAUCCUGCCGCACCGUAGGACAGCUCCUAAUGGACUGGGACUUUUUCUCGCAGCACCACAGAUGGCAUAUCGUCAGCAAUACAAAAUCCCCAAAUCCCAGCGAAUUACCUCUACGGCUUAGGGAAUGCUAGUGUUGUGCUGCCAUGGCAACCCGGAGACUGCUGACUCAAUCAGAGAGCCCAUCCCAGUCGGAACACGAACUGGGUGUGUGUGGACAGGAAGAUCCAUCCCCCCAAAAUCUUGAAAAAGAUGACGGAAAGCAAACACCUUUGCACCUGGCCAUAGCUUUAGUCGCCCUGGAGACAAUAAGAGCCGUCCCGUAAUUCAGGAGACAUCCCCCCCGCCCACUUUAAUUGCCUUAAGGAGCUAAAAACUUAUGUUUUCUCACCAGCAACCGACGGGAUGCCUGCAAUACGGAGACGUGUGUGCGGUGUUAGGCUGGACGUUGACAGCAGGCACGGAGCAUUUGGUAGCCCUCCUCGGUACGUUCAGUUGUCGCUGCCGAAGUGCAGGCCUAGCUAAUGGUUGUCACAGUGGUUUGAUUUAAGACAUGGGCACUUGCAACAAAACUUGCAAUUAAUAAAAAAAAAAACAAUUGUUGUAUUUUUUUUUUAUUUCUAGUGCUACAAAACACCAAGAGCAAAACUGUUUACUUUAAUUGACAUGUAGUUACUGACGCAGGCCUGCUACAUUUUAAAAUGAAUGUGCGCGUUUCUGACCUGAUCUGCGUGGUUUACCUCGGACAGUGAUGGUGCUUAAAAAGAUUCAAAAAGACAAUUGAUGAUUGUGAAUGUUCUGGCUUUGUUAGGUAUGUUGUGUACUUUCGCACUAUGUAUGUUUGUGUGUGAGGGUGCGCGUGUCGUUUUCAUAAAACUUUUUACCUCAAAGCAAAAGCAUCCGUGUUGUUCACACGGGACACUGUUGACAAUGUCUGUCCACGUUUUGGUAAAAUGCGAUUCCACAUUGAAUUAGUCUGACACCUGUAGGUCAUUUGGGGUACUACACAAUUUGACUGUUGCGGUGACUCACUGCAGUUUCGUAGAUAGCCAGUAUAGAGACCUAUAGUAGUUUACUUCGUGAGCGCACUUACCAAAGAACUGAUGUAAAAUGUUCUAUGCAGUUUUGUCAGAUUGGAAAAAGAUUUAACAUAACAAAUUCAAAGCAAAGAAGGAAAUAAAUAUGCUUUAGAACUGA